Molecule: messenger RNA, 3996 nt
Organism: Jaculus jaculus (lesser Egyptian jerboa)
Lineage: Eukaryota; Metazoa; Chordata; Mammalia; Rodentia; Dipodidae
Gene: Ero1b
Product: endoplasmic reticulum oxidoreductase 1 beta
Exons: 17
Coding region: 196-1641 (481 amino acids)
Biological process (GO): protein folding in endoplasmic reticulum
Cellular component (GO): endoplasmic reticulum; endoplasmic reticulum membrane
Molecular function (GO): FAD binding; protein-disulfide reductase activity; thiol oxidase activity
Source: RefSeq, a predicted model, not a curated record
AGCGGGGCCGCGCGGCGCUAGUACUUCAGUCGCUGCUGCCAGGCGCGGGAGCUUGUCACCUUCCUGCGGCCGGGCCUCAGACCUCUGCCCCUGGAGUCACUCUCCUCCCGGCGGUGUCCCCAGGGGUCAUCGCCCGGUCUGCCCGCCGUUUCCCGGCCCCGACGGGCCCGGCAGGCCGCGGCGGAGGAAGUCAGCAUGACCGCGGGUUUCCUGAGGGCCGGCGCGGGGCAGGGGGCGGCGGCCGCAGUGCAGCUGCUGGUCACCCUGAGCCUCCUCGCGAGUGUCGUCGAGACCCAGGUGACUGGAGUCCUGGAUGAUUGCUUGUGUGACAUUGACAGUAUUGAUAACUUCAAUACUUACAAAAUCUUCCCCAAAAUAAAAAAGUUACAAGAGCGAGAUUACUUUCGCUAUUACAAGGUUAAUCUGAAGCGACCAUGUCCAUUCUGGGCAGAAGAUGGCCACUGCUCAAUAAAGGACUGUCAUGUGGAGCCCUGUCCAGAGAGCAAAAUUCCAGUGGGAAUUAAAGCCAGCCAUUCUAAUAAGUACUUGAAGGUGGCAAAUAACACCAAAGAACUAGAAGACUGUGAGCAAGCUAGUAAGCUGGGAGCCGUCAACAGCACAUUAAGUAAUCAAAGCAAAGAAGCUUUCAUUGAUUGGGCAAGAUACGACGAUUCACAGGAUCACUUCUGUGAACUUGAUGAUGAGAGGUCUCCUGCUGCACAGUACGUGGACCUCUUGCUGAACCCAGAGCGCUACACUGGCUACAAGGGCUCCUCAGCAUGGAGGGUGUGGAACAGCAUCUAUGAAGAAAACUGCUUCAAGCCUCGAUCUGUAUAUCGGCCUUUGAAUCCCUUGGCACCCAGCCGAGGUGAAGAUAAUGGAGAAUCAUUCUAUACAUGGCUAGAAGGUUUGUGUCUGGAGAAGAGAGUCUUCUAUAAACUGAUAUCAGGACUUCAUGCCAGCAUUAAUUUACAUCUGUGUGCAAAUUAUCUUCUAGAAGAAACCUGGGGUAAACCUAGUUGGGGGCCUAAUAUCAAAGAAUUUAAACGCCGCUUUGACCCUGUGGAAACCAAAGGGGAAGGUCCAAGAAGGCUGAAGAAUCUGUACUUCUUAUACUUGAUUGAGCUUCGUGCUUUGUCAAAGGUGGCCCCUUAUUUUGAGCGAUCAAUUGUCGAUCUUUACACUGGAAAUGGAGAAGAUGAUGCAGACACCAAGACCCUUCUGCUAAGCAUCUUUCAGGAUACGAAGUCCUUUCCCAUGCACUUUGAUGAGAAAUCCAUGUUUGCAGGUGACAAAAAGGGGGCCAAGUCAUUAAAGGAGGAAUUCCGGAUACAUUUCAAGAAUAUCUCCCGUAUUAUGGAUUGUGUUGGAUGUGACAAGUGCAGGCUGUGGGGGAAAUUACAGACUCAGGGUUUAGGAACUGCCUUGAAGAUACUCUUUUCUGAAAAAGAAAUCCAAAAACUCCCGGAGAACAGUCCAUCUAAAGGCUUCCAGCUCACUCGGCAGGAAAUAGUUGCUCUUUUAAAUGCUUUUGGAAGGCUUUCUACAAGUAUAAGAGAAUUACAGAACUUUAAAGUCUUAUUACAACACAGUAGUUGUCAAACUUUAAACAACUAUCUCCAUCCUGAGAAGACUGUUUAGUCUGCUGUAGAACCAGAACUCCAGAACCGGUGUUGCCUAGGGCUGGUCUGUGUGACAGAAAUUUGUCAGUGACUGGCAUAGUGUGUCACCUUGUAGAAUACAAGGCUCUCAGUGCAGUGAAUGAUCCUUUCAGUGAAUAGUGACAGAGGUUCUGGAAGAUUCUCCAGGAUUUUUCAUUGCUCUUGCUAUUUGGCUUUGGUCUGAAAGGCCUGCCUAGGUGGAAGUAGAUAUGUGCUUUCCACAUGCUCACUAGACAGAUGUCUUCUAUGCAUAAGGCUGGCCCAAGGGCAUUCUUAACUAGAGCCCAAAGCUUCCCUCUGACUUCCCCUUUGUUCCUCUCCUAAUUGUAGACAUUUUCAGUUACUUUAUGGGGGCGGGGGAAACAGCUAUUUAUUUAAUGGACUACUUCUUAAUGAAAUUUGGAUGGGAUUAUAUGGAUUUAUAAUGCUAAUUAAAAGCAUUAUGUAUGCAGACCUUGCUGUUUUAAAGUAAGCAUUUUUAAAAGGAUUUAAAUUUGAAUAGAAUCUAUGCAAUCCUCUACCUCUCCAUGUGAUUGUCUCUAUACCUCCUCUCCAUCUCCAGUUCAUCCCAUGUGGUGGUCCUUUUUGUGAUUCAGAGCAGGGGUAGACUCACAGGCCUAGACUGUCAUUUUCUAAACUUAGGAUUUAAAGACUUUACACACUAUUAAAAAGUCUUGGUUCUUUUAAAGGUAGUAGUGAAUGUAAUGGGAUUGCUUGAAAGGUUUUGUCUGUGUGGAAGUAAUGCAAAAACAAAGUCUAGCUUCUCCUUAAACUUCUGUCUUUUCUGAAGUAAAUAAUAAGUGCUCUUAAACCCACGUCUUAUCCUGCCAAAGCCUGCCAGUUUCAUGGCUUACUUCAAAGUCUAUUUCAUUGUUUCACUCCUCUCUUAAAAAUAUCAUCCAUCUGCUAGAGGGGUGUAGCGGGAGGACUGAGAUCUCAUUAGUUAUUUACUUCGUCUUCUGAUUUCUACCCUUCUUAAAUGUGGGAUUUUGUUCAUGUUGGCGGUAGGUUUUGUAGAUUGAAUUUUUAAAAGCUAGCUUUCAGGAUUCCUCCUUUUCUUUGCUGUUUUAGGGUUGCAGUUAUUAUGUCAUGUGGGAGUGUGACCUAAAGGCACAUAGUAAGAGCUAUUCUUAGUGUUCAUUCAGAAUUUAGGAAAAUGUGAAAAAUUUGCACUUUGUCUAUUUUUAUUAGAAAUUGAAAGAUCUUUUUGCUAGUGUCAUUUUGCCAUUCCUGCCACUGAAGGCUAGUGCUUAAAACUACUUAUUAGAGAAAACCCUUGGUCAUUUCCGUUUGUUGAAUGUUUCUUCACUGUGAUUUGUUUCAAGCUUAGGAAACAUAGCAUUAAAUUAGAUUGUGUUCUAUAAAAUUAAAAGAACUAAAUAGGUAGGGCAAAAUGUUCUGUUUAAAGUUUCAAGGUUUUUUUUUCAUGGCUAAGAAAACAGUAUUCUUAAACUGAAAUUCAUCUGAUUAACUUCAUUUUACUACAAACUGGGAUUGUAGGGGUAGCCUGUGUUUUUUGUGUGUAUUUCUAAGGAUUGUGCAAACCAUAGGAGCCUGUUUUAUGAGCCUUUGUAGCAGGUUCUGGCCUUUGUGAUGAUAUGGACUGUUUUCUAGUUCUCUCACCUCUGCUGGGCAGGGACACCAGAGUGCUAUUUGCAUUGUGGAAAUGCUUGGCUGGCUGGAGAGCAUCUCUUGGUAUCUUGUCUGCAUCUCAUCACCUGAUAUAAAAAUACAGCACUUGAUGGUAAACAGACCAAAAUGAUUGUACCUGCUGAUGAAGUCAUGAACAUGAAGAAAGGGAAGUAUUUUUUUCAAUGACUUGCAGGGUUUUUUUUUUCCUUUAGUAGUAUCUUCAGACAUUAGACAAACCAAACUUUUAACUGGUAGGUUUCAUCAUUCCUCCUGCUUUGGUUCUGAGUUUCUAAGGAAGAUCAGACAAAAUAAUAGAUUUCAGUGUUGAAAUUUGACAAGUCAACUGUUUGGACACUGAAUUGUGAGUGAGUCAGUUUUGUAACCGUGUGUAUAAAACACUGUGACGUGUUUCUCAGCUUUGCCUCGUGCCACUGUAUGUAAGAAGGGACAGCUGUGUUGGUCUUCCUCAGCGUUGCCGUCAUCUGGUCAUCUGAAACGUGAGCACAGUCUUAUACACCUCCCAGUGGUUUGCAUACUGAAGUGCCUGCAGAACUGCAGCUGUUCACCAGCAACCACAGAUGCGGUCACAGUGUCAUGGAAACUCCUUACAAGUCUCUGCUCUCAGUGUUAAAUAACAUCUACAGAAGCAGCUUUGAUUUGGAGCAGAUUCUAGAAAAUGUGAAUUAAAGUACAUGUUUCUGCA